GCAGCAUUCGCCUGGCUCACAUUUUGGUCAAGAGUUGCACUGAAAAUAUUCCGCCCAUUGAUGGGGUGUACAGCCUUUAAGCUGAUGGCGUGCGCUUAAAAACGCGCGAAAAACGCGCGCGAUAUGUGACAGCAGCAAAAAAAAAACAACGAAAUUUAAUAAAAAAAAAACAGCAAUGCAGCCACGUUGAUUGAGACAAGAAAACACACACAAAAUACUGAGAAUCUACUAAAACAAAGAUAAAAAGAGAGAGAGAGAGAGAUACAAAUAUAUAGAAAGAGAGAGAGAGAGAGAGAGUAAAAUCGAAAUCGAAAAUGUGCAACGGCAGCAAUUUAAGCACGGCGACAACUGCUGCAACGCUCACAAACUUAUUAGUGAAAUGCACGAAGUCAACAAACGACAACAACGCCAGCAACGACAUUGGCAGCAUCAACGCUAACAAUUGUCAACAGAGCCGAGUUGCAGUGGCAACUGGAACGAGAAGGGGAAUGGUAACGGUUACUGGAGGCGGUAACGAAGAGCCACAAAAACAACGAGCAAAACGUCAAAACAUGCAGCAGGAGGAAGAGAUAGACAUAGAGAUGGAGAUGGAGAUGAAGAAGGAACAGGAGCAGCAAAAGCAUAAUCAGCGGCAACAUCAACAACGUCAGGAACAAGGACAUCAAGUAAAGCAAAUGGCAAUGGGGACAAAUGCAGAGGCAGUCGCAGUCGCAGUCGCCGUUGCGGCAUCCAAAGUACAUGAACACAAACAUGCAUUUGGACGAGACCAAGAACAACUUGGUGGUGGCGGAGGCGGAGGAGGAGCAGCGGGCAUCGAAUGCCCCAGCUUCGAUGAUAGCUCGGCAUGUCCUUGCUACAAGUUCGAGGAUGGCCUUUUCCUUGAAUGUCCUGGCACGACGGCAUUGUCUCUACGGUCCACACUGGAACGCGUCUCGGCGCCAAUUCACUCGCUCUCCAUCUACGAUUUUGAUCGGUCCGUGACGUCACUGUCACAGGAUGUCAUCCAGCCGGGUGUGCACAUACGCCACCUACAGUUCUCGCACUCGCACCUGGAGGCUCUUAAGGAAAACAGUCUGCGCAAUGUACGCGGCAGCCUCGAGUCUCUCAGCAUUGUCAAUGGCAAAUUAACGCAGCUGCCGUCACGUGCACUAAGCUCGAUGCAAAAGCUGACUGCUCUGGAUUUUGAUUACAAUGAGAUUGUGCGCAUCGAGGAUUACAGUUUCUAUGGCCUACGUGUGUCCAAGCUGAAUAUAAAGGGGAAUCGAUUGCAGAGUAUUCCGGAGAAUGGAUUUGCCGGACUGGAGGAGUGCAUGCAGGAGAUUGAUGUGUCUGAGAAUGGAUUGCGUACGUUUCCAAUGAUGGCCCUGCGCAAGUUGAGCCAUCUGCGGAUUCUACGACUAUCCAAUAACAAGAUAUCCACAUUCUAUGGCGACAUACAGCUUGCCACCAACAAUGCUUCGGCAGCAGCAGCUGCAGCAUCCGCAUUGCAGUUGCCAUCUCUGAUCCUGUUGGACCUUAGCUCGAAUCAGUUCAGCGAGAUUGUCCACGAUUGCUUUCGAGCUUUUCCACAGCUGCAGACGCUGUCCUUCUAUGCCAAUCAGAUAGAGCUUGUGCAGCCGGAGGCAUUCAAGAGCCUGAAGGAGCUAAUGUCCCUGGACAUGUCACACAAUCGGAUUAUUACACUCGAUCCCAAAGUCUUUGAUAAGAACAAGCGUCUGCAGACGGUCGACUUGAGUCACAAUCACAUCCAUGCCAUCAGUGGAGUGUUCUCGAAUCUGCCCCAGCUCCGGGAGGUGUUCCUCUCGGAGAAUAAUAUUUUGGAGUUGCCGGCGGACGCGUUCACCAACUCGACCCUUGUCGAUGUCAUCUAUUUGGAGUCGAAUGGCAUUGCGCACAUUGAUCCCAAUGUCUUUAGCACCUUGGCUAACUUGGAUCAUUUGUACUUGCGCUCGAAUUUCAUUCCCCUGGUGCCUGUCACCCUCUUUGACAAGUGCACGAAGCUAUCAUCGCUCUCCCUGGACAACAAUGAGAUCCAGGACCUGGAGAUUGGCAUGUUUCGCAAGCUGGAACAGCUGCGGGAAGUGCGACUGCACAACAAUCGUAUUCGACGGGUGAGGAAGGGGGUCUUUGAGCCUCUGCCCUCGUUGCAGGAGUUGCACAUUCAGAAGAACAACAUUGAGGAUAUUGAACCGGGAGCGUUUCACACUUUGCGCAAUAUGCAGCACAUUAAUCUGCAGGACAAUCAGCUGACUGUGCUGGAGGACAUCUUUCCAGAGCAGAAUUCAUCCUUACUAUCAAUUCAACUGGAGGCGAACUAUCUGCAUAAGAUCCAUCAACGCACCUUUCGCCAGCAGCAAAGGAUUCAGAUCAUGUGGCUGCGGGACAAUCAGCUGGUGAGAAUCGAUCGAUCUCUGUUCGUGGACACACCACAGCUGGGAAGGCUCUACCUGAGCAACAAUCUCAUACGGGAGAUCGAGAAGGAUACAUUCGGCAGUCUGGUGCAGCUGAAGUUUCUCGACCUGAGCGGCAAUCAAUUGAGGCAGCUGCGACGCGAUUACUUUGCAACAUUGCAGAGCCUGGAGGAGCUGAGCCUGGCCCACAAUCAGAUCGAGGCCAUUGAGGGUUACGCCUUCAGCAGGUUGAAGCAGCUCAAGUCGCUGGAUCUGUCGCACAAUCCGCUCGUACAGGUCACCCGAGAUAUCUUCCUGGAGGAGCUGCCACUAAGUACGCUCAAUCUGCGCAACACUUCACUCCGGAAAGUGGAGCUGCACACGUUCAAGUCUUUGCAGAAUCUGAAUGAACUGAAUCUGGAACGGAAUCAACUGAAUCCAGCGGAUAUUCAGAAGCUGGAUGUGCCCAGUCUGCGCCGUCUGCAUCUGUCCCACAACAACUUCAGUCAUGUGGGCAUUGGCGGAGGUGUCGCUGGUGUCGGUGGUGUCGCUGGUAUCGGUGGCAUCAUGUCGGGCAUGUUCGAUAAGCUGCGCUCCCUCCAGCAACUCUCGAUGGCCAACUGCAGUCUGACCAGCAUUCCUGACCAGCUCUUUGCCAAGAAUACCAAUCUGGUUCGCAUCGAUCUCUGCGACAAUCAGCUGACCGAAAUGAAUCGCAACAUCUUCAGCGGAUUGAAUGUGUUCAAGGAGUUGCGACUCUGUCGCAAUAAUCUCAUUGAGUUUCCACACAUCGCUCUGUACAAUCUAAGCACACUGGAGACUCUGGAUCUGGCCAGGAAUCAGCUCAUCUCGAUCGAUUUCUUUAAACUGAGUGGCACCCUCAACUUGCGCCAACUCGUGCUCCGGGACAAUAAAAUCAACUCGUUGAGCGGCUUCAAUGCGGUGAAUCUGACGCAACUGGACAAUGUGGACCUGAGUGGCAAUCUGUUGCUCUCGUUGCCCGCCAACUUUCUGCGUCAUUCGAUCAACUUGCAGCGUGUCGACUUGUCCAGCAAUCGUUUUCUUCAGAUCCCCAGCUCGGCGCUGUCGGAUGGGUCCAUUCCACGCUUGUCCUGGCUGAAUUUAACCGGCAAUCCGAUCAACAAGAUCUAUACGGUGAAGGAGGAACGUUAUCUGUAUUUAAAGGAGCUUUACAUCUGCCAGACGAAUCUCUCUAUACUCACCUCCAAGGACUUUGAGGCCUUUCAGGCUCUGCAGGAUUUACAUUUGAUCAACAAUCGCAUCACACGCAUUUCUCCCGGCGCUUUUAAAGCGCUGACGAAUCUUCUCACUCUCGACAUUAGUGUGAAUGAAUUGGAGAUGCUGCCCAAGGAACGACUCCAGGGAUUGCGUCUGCUCCGCCUCCUGAAUAUAUCGCACAACACGUUGAAGGAUCUGGAUGAGUUCAGCGGCGACUUGGCCCAACUGCAGACCCUCGACUUGAGCUUCAAUCAAUUGGAUCGCAUCUCAAAAAAGUCCUUUCGUAAUCUGCAUGGUCUUGUCGAGCUGCUGCUGAUGGGAAACCGCAUGACGGCGUUGUCCAAUGAUGCUUUUCGCUAUCUGCGCAAACUGCAUCUGCUCGAUCUGCGCAAGAAUUACUUUGAGCUGGUGCCGCUGGAGCCAUUGAAACCCUUGGAAACAAAUCUGCGCACUCUGAAACUGGAGGAGAAUCCACUGCAUUGCAGUUGCGAUGCACAAAAGCUCUGGGAAUGGCUGCGGGAUCAUCGCAAAUGGUCGCUAUCGCCAACGGGGGGCGAUAACAUUAAUUAUCUGAGGUGCGAACACCCAACGGAGCUGAGGGGCAAGGUGUUUGGACGCAUGGAGCCGCAGCAAUUUUGUGAUGCCCCAUUAAUACCCAAAAUGGCCAUUCAGGACAUUCAGCCAUAUUCGGUUGUUGUCUCCUGGCAGAGUCGCGACCAUUUGGGCCUCACUGGAUUCGAAAUUGUUUACCAUGCCACCGGCGAUGGACUCGUUGCCGGACCAACCGACCGCGACCAAAACAGAGCCCAUGAUGUUCAUCGCGAUUGGGACAGAGCACAGGACAGGGAAAGAGAUAAAGACCGCGACUACGAUAGACCCCACAAUGGAGAGCGAGAGAGAGACCGGGAUAGAGAACGUCUGGCCCAAUUUACUGCUACGGAUGAGAUACACGGGAAGCGUCUGAACGGCACGGCCAGCUCGACAAAGCUAACAAAGUUGAGCCCCAACACGCGCUAUCACAUCUGCGUCAUCGGCACCGGUAAUUGGCUCUCGGAGCCUUUGGCCAAUGCGCUUCAAAGGCUGCACUACAACGAGUCCAGGGACGAGUUGCUGCUGACGAUGACAGGCGGCAACCCUGGCAUGUCUGGUGAUGUCUCCUUGUCGGCCGCCUCGCCCCCAUUACCGGAAGCCUACUCGCCCUAUCAUCACCUGAACGAGGCGGAGGCGGAGAGGGAGAGAGAGGCGGAGAGGGAUGAGGAGCUGGAUCAACAGCAGCAGCAGCAGGCGCUAAUCGAGAACAGCAUUGUGACGGACAAUGUGCUGCACGAGGUGCUCAAGAACUCGCACUUUUCGGCGUGCACGGAUGUGCAGACGCUCGACUCGACACCUAGCUUGAUUACGGAUGAGAAUGGGCUGUCCAGUAAUGGAUUUAUUCACUCGAUAUUGACACGUCGCCUGGGCCUCAUUGUCGGCUGUUGUCUGGGGAUUAUUGUUUUCAUCGUGAUGAUCUCGGUCCUCAGCUAUGUGAAGCUAAAGAAGCAACGCAUCGAGAACGCCAAACGACAGGCGGCAAUGCCACCGGAAUACAUCUCCUAUCGUCACUUCUCCAUUCCCAACGAGGAGCUCACACGAACCGCAGCGAAUGUUGCCACUGCGGCAGCUGCAGCUGCAGCAGCGGCUGCAUCGGCAUCAUCCACGUCAGCAGCGACGUCGGCAUCGGCAUCGGCGUCGACAGCAACUGGCAAUGCCGCACAACAGCACCACACAAUGUCGAGUGUGCCGAGCGGCAUCAGUGCUCAUAUCAGCGGGACCAGCUUGAGCACUGGCACCACCACAACCACAGCCACAACGCCCAUUGGCGGUGUGCCCUUGCCGCUGGUCAAGUCCGGCAGUCGCAGUCCCAUUGUGGGCAUAGCGGGACUUGUUGUCGAUGGGAAUGGGAUCGGUGAGGCAGGCAGCGUGGUUGCCGUCUCCACCUCGCUGGCCAACAGCAAUGGUGCUGCAAGUCAUGCCCACAAUCACAAUCACACUCACAAUCACAACCAUCAUAGUCACAAUCACCAGGGACAGGGGCAUCGACAAAACAACGGUGCUAUCGGUGGUUACAUGGCGGCCGGAGUGGUGCUCAAUACGAAUCACUUGAGUGUCUGUUAGUCGCAUUUAAUGUUAUUCAAUUUAUGCAAUUGGGUCUCAAUACUUCACUUAUCACAGCUGUCAAAUGAAUGAAAUACGUUAUAUACUAACAUAUACUCUCGAAAUCAUUUAGUCGAGUCGGUCAGAGAGUUUACCAAUGUGUCCCCUUUCCUACUGAUCUGUGAACUCACGUACUAUAUUUCAUAUUUCAAAUAACAUUCAAUUCAUUUAGCGUAACUUUUUCAAUCAGAGAGAAAUGCCAAAGGAUUUUUAUGUUUUUCAAUGUGGCCCAAAAAUGCAUUUAAUUUAUAAGCAUAAAUCCCAAACAAAAAACAGCAAACAGAAUAUAAAAAAAAAAUCAAAAAGAAAAUAAAGAAAAACAUAAACUAGGUUAGUGAUAUUCAUCAUGAUGCGUUCAACGUUCGUUUAGUUAUGAAACAAUUUUAAGGAAAAUCAAACAAAAUAAUUUUCAAUGUAAAUAAAAAUUGAAUCGAAUUGAAAACUCGGCGCUAAAGCCAGUAAACCAAAAUGAAAUCAAUGAAAAUCAGUUUUAGAUUAAUGAUAAAAAUAUAUGGAAAUAUGGAAAAUAUACAAUUAAAUACUAUGAAAAAUGUCAGAUGUGACGUAUAAAUCAAACCAAAUGCCAGUUAUUGCAGCUAAAUAUGUAGGAUAUAAACACAUAAACACACACACACUCACACCUACACCUGUAAUCAAAGAAAUACAUUUUUUUUUUGCCAGAAAAAAAAAACCAAAUUUAGUAUUAAUCGAUCGAAUUUUUUUUGAAGAGCAGCGCGGUAAGUAAAAAAAAAACUAAGAAUUAGCAAAGGAGAAAUAAUUGUAUGAGUAUAAAAAAGUAGCAUAUAUAAU
Drosophila innubila is the source of this 6632-nucleotide messenger RNA. RefSeq names its product chaoptin. The transcript has 8 exons. Gene Ontology annotation, cellular component: extracellular matrix. Gene Ontology annotation, molecular function: protein binding. The record is from RefSeq and is a predicted model, not a curated record. The coding region runs from base 315 to 5783 and encodes 1822 amino acids. NCBI's taxonomy places the organism in Eukaryota, Metazoa, Arthropoda, Insecta, Diptera, Drosophilidae.